Molecule: messenger RNA, 1422 nt
Organism: Tilletiaria anomala UBC 951
Lineage: Eukaryota; Fungi; Basidiomycota; Exobasidiomycetes; Georgefischeriales; Tilletiariaceae
Product: Coproporphyrinogen III oxidase
Exons: 3
Coding region: 1-1422 (473 amino acids)
Cellular component (GO): mitochondrial intermembrane space; cytoplasm
Molecular function (GO): coproporphyrinogen oxidase activity
Source: RefSeq, a predicted model, not a curated record
AUGAAUAGCGUACGCAACCUGUCUUUUCCAGCCCCUUUUCACCGGCGCUUCACAAGCUCUAACCCUGCGGCGAGAAAGCGUUUAAUCUCCCUAGGGCAGCGGUUCGGGGCUUUGGCAGCGGGGGGGCUAGCCCUAGCCGCCGCUCUUGCGACUCUGCAAUCGAAUAGUAAUAGUGCGUUGCAAUGCGAGCAGUCUGCAAUGGAUGCGUGGAAAUCUUCAAAGCCUUCCAUCCCCGACAUCUCUCACCUGGACCCGAAAGUCAUCGAGGACACGCAAAAACCAAUGAGACAGCGGAUGGAAACAUACGUCAAGCUCCUCCAGCACCGAAUAGUCACAGCACUCGCGGCUGAAGAGCAGGCGGAGACAUUCUUGGUCGACGCAUGGCUUCGUAAGCAAGGAGGGGAAGGUAUCUCAUGUGUGUUGCAAAAUGGCAAAACAUUCGACAAGGCUGGCGUGAACAUUAGCGUCGUACACGGCAUUCUACCUCCGGCAGCUAUUGCGCAAAUGUCAGCUGACCAUGGUAAUCUGGUUCAGAAAACAGGGUAUAUGUUGGACGGACCUGAUGCUGAGGUGUCUGGGCUACCUUUCUACGCUGCUGGUCUGUCGCUGGUCGUGCACCCGCACAAUCCAUUCGCCCCGACCGUCCACUUUAACUACCGCUACUUUGAGCUGACACAUCCACCGACACUUAAGGAUGGCUCGCCAAAUCCGCGCUACGAGGAAGCAAAAAAGACUACAGGUGGAGCGACAGAACCUGUGGCCUGGUGGUUUGGCGGAGGUACAGAUCUGACGCCAACCUACCUAUUCGAUGAUGACGCCAAGCACUUUCAUCAUACGCUGAAAGCUGCAGCCGACCGUCACGAUACUGCUUUCUACCCGGCUUGGAAGAAGUGGUGCGACAAGUACUUUUGGAUCAAACAUCGCAAUGAAGCACGCGGGAUUGGUGGCAUCUUCUUCGACGACCUCACUUUGCCUACGUACGCGGCUCAGCGUGACAGCUAUAUUCCUUUGUCCGAUGGUGAUAAGGCGACUCGCCCGUUGUCAUCAUCCAAUGCGCAUGAUCAAGAGUCGCUCUUUGCCACCAUCCGCAGUCUAGGUGACGCGUUCAUUCCCGCCUACCUUCCAGUCUUGCAAAGGCGCAAGACCACUCCCUUUGACGAAGCACACGCUGCCUGGCAGGCGAUCAGAAGAGGGCGGUAUGUCGAAUUCAAUCUCGUCUAUGACCGAGGGACCAAGUUUGGCCUGCAGACCCCUGGUGCCAGACUAGAGAGUAUUCUGAUGAGCCUUCCGCUCAAAGCACGGUGGGAGUACAUGGAGCGAUGGAGCGGGGCAGAGACCGACAUGCCACGAGGAGCAAAAGACGAAGGGAAGCAUGAAAAGGUGACCAUGGAAAUCCUUAGGCAUCCCAAGGACUGGGUGUGA